CAUGAGAUGUUAUAAUCUACAACUUCCAUUUAUCCUGGACACUGUAUAAUGAACACAGUAAACACACAAUAGAAGGAUUUAACGAAGAAUGUUGAGAUGGACACCAAGUUAACGGCUUUGCCAGUGAUAGUGUAAAGUUGUAAACACGGUGAUAAUCGUCGAGGUAAGGCGAGUGUGCUAAACUGCACCGAAUUUCUUGGUUCUGCUAUGAAGCUAUGGUAUAUGAGGCAGGAAGAUUUUAACGUCCGAAACCAAAUAAAAAGAAUCAGGACUAAGAAAUAUGAACUAUGCACGAAAUGUUUUUAUGGUGGGUCUUCGCAAGUAACGGCGCGAUCGUAUAUAGACAAAUAGAUAAUUUCUUAAAUGUAUGAAAGGUAGUAAAUAGGACGUCUUUCUCAGCACCUUUACACAAAUACAAGAGGUGAGAUGCGUGUAACACACUAGGAUGUUUGGUAAUAGCAGCGUUGUCAGGAAGAAGAUAAAUUCCUGCCAACAGUCAGCAACUCAAAGCGGUGGCACCGGCACACGAGUUAGCAACACCCGGUGGGAGUGUGGCGUCACUGGCACCUGCAGUGGUGGUCGGCAGGCAAGGGUGUGUCAGCUGCUGUGGCGGGGCUCAUCGCAGACAUACGAAGGAACAAACACGCGGCUACAUCCAGCCACUACUGCAGUGCACAACCUGGGAGAUGGCGAGUCAGGAGGGUAGCGCUCGGCGAGUGGCUGAAUUGGACACUCCUGCCUUCCUGGUUGAUUUCAAUAAGGUCAGCACCAACUGUGCCAAGGCCCUCGCCCAGUGCACCGAGCUGGGGGUCACUCUCAGAGCCCAAACCAAGACCCACAAGACAAUAGAGGGUGCAGUUCUGCAGACAGGAGGCACUCGGCGAGGACUGGUCACUUCCACCAUACAAGAAGCAGAGUUUUAUGCCGACAAUGGAUUCGAUGACAUUCUCUUUGGGUUUCCCUUCAUUCCUCACCACAUGCCGCGCGCCGCCCAGCUCACCAGGCGCCUCGAGAAGUUCCACGUAAUGGUUGACUCAAGGGUCGCUGUAGACGUGCUCGUUGCCAACACCCCCCCUCCUGGCAAAACCUGGUCCGCGUACCUCGCUGUCAACUGCGGCUACAACAGAGAAGGCGUGUGGUGGGAGUCCAGUGAGGGUGAGGAGCUGGCCUGCCUGAUGGACAAGUCUCCCUCAGUCACCUUCGCCGGGGUUUACGUGCACUGCGGCAACUCUUACAGUGCCUCACAGCCACGCGACGUCGAGCGAGUGAGGGAGGAGACCAUUGAACGGCUGCUGCAUCUGGUUGGGCGCAUCAAGGCCCGUGGCGUGGCUUGCCCUGUAUUGGGCAUCGGCUCCACUCCGACCUGCAGCCACCCGGGCCCCAGCAUGCGGCAACUGACGGAGCUGCACCCAGGGAACUACAUCUUCUAUGACGCGCAGCAAAUGGUUCUUGGCUCGUGUAAGGAGGCUGACAUUGCUUGCUGCGUUGCCACAAGAGUCAUCGGCCACUAUCCAGACAGAAACCAGUUACUGAUCGACUGCGGGUUUUCUGGACUAACGAAGCAAGGGACGGGUCAACUCCCUUCAGGAUGUUGCAUCUUUCGGGACCAACCAAACCUGAAGCUGGACAAAAUGACACAGGAGGUAGGCUUUGUUAACGCAGUGAAGGGGCAUCUGAACCUUGACGACUUCCCUAUUGGCUGUAUGCUUUUCAUCUUGCCUUGGCACUCUUGUGCCACCGCAGCCAUGUAUCCUGUGUACCAUGUAGUGGAGGAUGACGCUGUUGUGGCUGAGUGGCGGCCUACCCGGGGUUGGUAAGGCUAUCAUCCCUCCUUACACCUUCAUGGCAAAAAAUAAAAAUAAAAAUAAAACAAUCAAAAUCA
Messenger RNA from Portunus trituberculatus (swimming crab), 1882 nucleotides. RefSeq names its product D-threo-3-hydroxyaspartate dehydratase-like. Gene Ontology annotation, biological process: D-serine catabolic process. Gene Ontology annotation, molecular function: D-serine ammonia-lyase activity. The transcript has 10 exons. The record is from RefSeq and is a predicted model, not a curated record. NCBI's taxonomy places the organism in Eukaryota, Metazoa, Arthropoda, Malacostraca, Decapoda, Portunidae. Bases 687 to 1817 code for a protein of 376 amino acids.